This is a messenger RNA of Oncorhynchus gorbuscha (pink salmon), 4511 nucleotides long. Its product is annotated as T-box brain protein 1-like. Bases 2475 to 4493 code for a protein of 672 amino acids. Gene Ontology annotation, biological process: cell fate specification; regulation of neuron projection development; commitment of neuronal cell to specific neuron type in forebrain. The record is from RefSeq and is a predicted model, not a curated record. The transcript is spliced from 6 exons. Gene Ontology annotation, cellular component: nucleus. Lineage: Eukaryota; Metazoa; Chordata; Actinopteri; Salmoniformes; Salmonidae. Gene Ontology annotation, molecular function: DNA-binding transcription factor activity, RNA polymerase II-specific; RNA polymerase II cis-regulatory region sequence-specific DNA binding.
GACUUAAAUGUAAUGCUUAUACUGCCAGAAAUAUUAAAAUUGCACCUUUCUAGUAAAAAUAGUUAUACUGCUCACUUUUGAGGACAAAAGCUUAAUACACAGUAUAAAAAAUAUGAUGAAAAUGUGAAAACACACAUAUAUAUAUGUUUUUACCUUUUUAACAAAAGUGGGCUUGAAAUGAAUUAAGUGGUUUCAAAAUAUAGUAAAAAUCAAAUUAUAAACGACUUAUUUAAUCUUUCUUAUAACAGUAAAAUAAAUAUGUUCAUACUUAGUGACUUUUCAAAAUUGUCCCCAUUUAAUUUAAUUGAUGACAUAAAAUGUUCUGUCCAGCAACCCCAGACGCCAUUUUUUUUAAAUCAAAUUUUAACUCGCGAGGCAAGUCAAAUUCUUAUUUACAAUGACGGCCUACCGGGGAACAGUCGGUUAACUGCCUUGUUCAGGGGAAGAACGACACCUUGUAAUCUCGGGAAUUAUGAUCCAGCGACCUUUCGGUUACUAGCCCAACGCUCUAACCACUAAACUAUACCAGCAGCUCCAGCAUUCAAAUGCCUGCUAACUCAUUAUAACUUCAGCUUUAAGCACUAUGUGAUUUCAUCCCUCUGUGACGAAGAGAAAGUGGAAUUGUUUCAAUUAUCCAAAAUGAUGUUGUAGUUUUGUAUAUUUAGAGCUCUAAAUCCAAUUGACUAUAUCUAAACUAGAUGAUGCUGCUUUUUCUGCAAUUGCCAGGCUCUCCAUUUCAAAUCCCUCAUAUGCCUUAUUGUAAACGGAGCUGCAAGGGUCACCGCCAGAGGAAGUGGAUCCUUUGUCUGGAUAGGCCAGAAAAUGUGACAUGUCGCUCUCUAUGCAAAUAUUUAUCAUGGUGUGAGAUUUCACAUACUGUAUCUCAGACGAGAGCAGAGAGCGUCAUGCGAAGCUGGACAACCAGAGCUUUCACGGAGUGCACGGCAAUUGAUGUUGCGUCACUCACCGAGUGCUCUGUACACAAAAAUGUCCGUCGGAAACGGGCCAGAAGCGCUCAAAAUCUCCUAAAUAGAUAACUUAAUGUUUAAGAUUAAUACACAACUGUGAACACUGCACAUGAUGGUUAAUGAGUUGAGUUCUCUAAAUCUAGCUGUUGAGGAGGAAAUUAUGUCAGCCAAACAGCAAACAAAUAUUAGUGUUGAUAUGGAGCUUUAACGUUUUUUAUUUAUUUAUCCUCUUCAAAAAAGUAUUAAUCGCCUGAGUUUCCAAAGAGACAUUUAAAUACUAAAUAUUGGUCUACAUCUCACAUUUGGAUAACCUAUCAUGUAUUUCAGUCAAUAAGUAAGUAGUUGGAGUUUUGCCAGCCUUGUAAAGCAAGACACAGCAUCGUCUUGGCUCAGUCUGGACCACAACGUUCAGGUUGGAUUUUAUCCAAUGACGCUGUCACACUGCCCAUGCACAUCAAUGAAGCUCUCAUACGGAAAAACAGUCAAAAUGAUUAGAUGAAAUCGACCUUUAAUGCAGAAAUAUUUUUAGAGGAAUAUCAGAUUUUCCCUUUUUCCCUGUGUAUUAUUAAUUAGGCCUAUAACUGCUAAUCAAACAAUGAAACUCAAGAGUCGACUCGUUUAAUAAUAAUAGUGCUAUGUUAUGACAUCAUUGAACAAAAAUAUUUUAUACAUUUGUUAAAAUUCUGAAAUGUCAAAAUUACUUUCAUAACGUUAUUUUAUUGGUGUUUUUCGCCAUUCUUGCUGAUUUUGAUGUUUAUUUUAUUUCAUUUGUCAUUGCACUCACUCAUUGUUAUGAGUGCUCUGAUUCAUAACUUUGGACCAGUAUAAUGAAAUAUUUACCUGCCUUGAGACUCAUAAACACAUUUCAGAGGAACGGCAUCAUUUCACGCUAUCACAAACAUUUUAAAGCAUGAAGUGCACUGCCUGUCAUUGCUUGUCACUUUUGGUAUGUUCAUAAUAUAUUUUUGUUUCUCCGGUAGACAUACUAUGCCACUCUUACCAGAUGAAUAGGUAAAUAACGCAUAUUUCCCAUAAUAAUGUCGAAAUAUACAGGGGAAAAACGUAACUAUGAUUCCGGCCUAUUUUUGUUGAUAUUUAUAUGAGCAUGUGGCAAUGCAUCAUUAAGAUAAUAAACAAUUAACAUUGGUGUGAUAUCUACACAAAUAUAUCACAUAAAGUAAAAUGUUAUCAAAUAAGGACUGGCUGAUUGUCUCUGAAAGCAAAUUGGGUUUAUGGGCAAAGCCCUCAUGAUUAUCCUAAUUAAGAGCUGUCUAAUUAAAUUAUUGUCUUGAGCUAACCAAUAGCAAUAGUUGUUUCAUUAGCAAUGCAUGAAGAGUGAUGAAUAGCAAAACCUUCCUGAUUGCAGGAUAGUGUCAAUUGGCUCAUUUGCUCUUACUCAAGGUGACUGAAAACAUAGGAAGGCGAUUUUUUUUGCGUGUCUUAUAUAGUUAGGAGUGAACAAAAGCUUGCGAUUCCAUAUAGUUUGCGUUAAUAGUGUUGAAAGCUAUGCAGCUCGAGAAUUGCACUAGUGGGCUCUCCAAGAAAUGUCUGAAUGUGGGCAGAGGCUACCCAAGCUCCGAUGGAUCUGAGCUAUCCUUGCAGGACCAUCCUAUUAUAUCUGCUAGUGACAACCUGGAGAGAAGUUCAACUCUGAAAAAAAAUUCCAGGGGGAUGACGAACCAGUCAGAGGCUGACAAUUUCCCCGACUCCAAGGACGCAUCAGGGGACGUCCAGAGAGGUAAACUCUCUCCUGAUCUCCACGGAGUCUCUGAAAUUCGUCAUAAUUUCGAUGGAUCUACAGGAGAAAGGUAUACCCUUUCGCAAUCUAGCCAACCACAGUCAGUCUCAGCAACUCCUAGUACUAUGUUCCCCUAUCCGAGUCAACAUGGACCAGCGCACCCGGCUUUUUCUAUCGGGAGUCCGAGUCGUUAUUUGGCCCACCAUCCAGUCAUCACUAAUGGAGCGUACAAUAGUCUUCUGACCAACAGCUCUCCGCAAGGCUACCCAACCUCGGGUUACCCAUACGCACAACAGUAUGGACACACUUAUCAAGGAGGGGCGUUCUACCAGUUUUCCUCGGCGCAAGCUGGGCUGCUGCCUGGGAAAGCGCAGGUGUAUCUGUGCAACAGGGCCCUGUGGCUGAAGUUUCACAGACAUCAAACAGAGAUGAUAAUCACCAAACAAGGACGACGAAUGUUCCCCUUUUUGAGUUUCAACAUUUCUGGUCUGGAUCCGACGGCGCACUACAACAUAUUUGUGGAUGUUAUUCUUGCUGAUCCAAAUCACUGGCGAUUCCAAGGUGGCAAGUGGGUACCAUGUGGCAAAGCGGACACCAAUGUCACAGGAAACAGGGUGUACAUGCACCCUGACUCUCCAAACACCGGUGCGCACUGGAUGCGCCAAGAAAUCUCAUUUGGGAAGCUGAAAUUAACGAACAAUAAAGGAGGCUCAAACAACACCGGACAGAUGGUGGUUCUACAAUCGCUUCACAAGUACCAGCCCAGGCUCCAUGUGGUGGAAGUCAACGAAGACGGAACCGAGGACUCCAGCCAACCUGGAAGAGUACAGACGUUCACCUUCCCAGAAACACAGUUCAUCGCAGUCACAGCUUACCAGAAUACCGAUAUUACCCAGCUAAAAAUCGACCACAAUCCAUUUGCUAAAGGAUUUCGGGACAACUAUGACACUGUCUACACAGGUUGCGACAUUGACCGGUUAACACCAUCACCGGGUGACUCGCCUCGCUCUCAGAUCAUGCCUGGUGCGAGAUAUGCCAUGGCUGGUUCUUUCCUACAGGACCAAUUUGUCAGCAGUUAUGCCAAAUCUCGCUUUCACCCUGGCGUAGGGACUGGACCUGGCACGGACCGCAGCGUCCCACUUAGUAACAGCUUGCUAUCCCCGCAACAAACCGAAGAGCCCACAGUUGCAUCCCCGCAGCGAUGGUUUGUCAACCCUGCCAAUAACCGACUGGACUUUGCCGCCUCGCCAUACGAUGCUGCCGCGGCUGCUGAUUUUGCCGGUAACGCGGCCACCCUGCUGUCCUAUGCAGCAGCUGGAGUAAAGACACUUCCACUGCCCACUACAGGGUGCUCAAACAGACCUCUAGGUUACUAUGCCGACCCUUCCGGCUGGGGCACACACACACCACCCCAGUACUGCAGUAAGUCUAGCUCUGUGCUCUCUUGCUGGCCAACAAAUUCUGUUGGCAGAACAGGCACGUCCAACUACCUGGUUGAUAACGCGGACACCAUCCCAACAGAAAGGUCACCCAUCGGUGGGUCUAACGAGGCAAAAUCAAAAGACUUAUCCGAAUCCAGCUGGAUAGAGACGCCGUCUUCAAUCAAGUCGAUUGAUUCAAGUGAUUCUGGUAUCUUUGAGCAAGCUAAACGGAGAAGAAUUUCACCGUCUGCCACACCGGUUUCGGAAACAGUGUCCCCGUUGAAAUCUGAGAUCUUGCCUCCAAGAGAGUGUGAGAAAAAUUACAUUAAGGACAUUGGUUACUAUAGUUUCUAUCCACACAGUUAGACAACCACAAAACGGGGG